This is a messenger RNA of Penicillium paradoxum, 1305 nucleotides long. Its product is annotated as putative iron-sulfur cluster-binding protein. Lineage: Eukaryota; Fungi; Ascomycota; Eurotiomycetes; Eurotiales; Aspergillaceae. The transcript is spliced from 6 exons. The record is from RefSeq and is a predicted model, not a curated record. The coding region runs from base 1 to 1305 and encodes 434 amino acids. Gene Ontology annotation, molecular function: 2 iron, 2 sulfur cluster binding; iron ion binding.
AUGGAAUCUACCGAUACAGUGCUCUUGGUCUCUCCAGGCUCUAUCGCCGUCGCCUUGGUGACAAUCGCUUUUCUACUUCAUCGAGCAUGGCCUCGCCUAUUUCCACGCAAAUCCGAUAAAAUCAUUGAAACUGUUCCAGCUGGACUCUAUAACCCUGCGGGCUUAGCUGUGUCCAAGGAGCCCGAGCUUCCAGAGGGAUGGUGGACCGGUCAGGAGGUCUUCGAGCUCGAGCGGCGCGCACUCUUUAGCAAAACGUGGCUGUAUCUCGCUCACAGCACUCAGUUCAAAAAACCUGGUGCAUAUCAAUCAUUCGAUAUUGCCGGGUUCCCGGUUUUUCUCAUUCGCGGCAAGGAUGACAAGAUCCGCGCGUUUCACAACGUUUGUCGGCAUAGAGCAUACACCAUUACCAGGAAGGAGACUGGUGCGUCGACUGUGCUGGGUUGUCGAUAUCAUGGUUGGAGCUAUGAUACCACUGGUCGACUGGUGAAAGCUCCUCAGUUCGAUGACAUUCCUGGGUUUGAUAAGUCGCGGAAUAGUCUCUUUGAGAUUCAUACACAUACCACUGAUCAAGGAUUGGUGUUUGUGAAUCUUGAUUCUGGUGAGCCAGCUGCGUUUGACAGUACGAUUACAUCGUCCGUUGGCCGAUUUGCUCGCAUUGCUGGGAUGGAAGAGAAAUCGACUUGGAUUACAGGUCAGACUUUGUCUGGGGAUUUCAACUGGAAGGUUGGUGCGAAUGGUUAUCACCCUGAUGAAUUUCUGAGGGAAUUGAAUCGCAGAGCGUCUGAAGUCUCUAGACAUUCGCUCGCUACGAGGCUUGUCAGGAGUAUUAUGCAGAAGAGCACUGGAAAUGAUUGUUCAUUAUUUCCGACAACACUCCUUUGUUCACUUGAAGAUGGGGAUUUGACUGUUGCUCUAUCCUUCUUUCCUGCCUCUGAGUCGAAGACGCACAUGCGCUAUGACCUGUUCGCUCGCUCCAGUGUGAGUGAGCCUGAGACACAGAGAUUCUCCGAUAUUUUGCAGAGCACGACCAAGCAACUAGCUGGAGAACUUGAAGUCAAAUAUCAGUACAUCUCGAAGACUCAAAGCUCAUCGGGCGAGUCCAACAGCACAGCCACUCGUGAAAUCCUCCGUCGACUGCAGGAUCAUAUGAAACUCGAAAGAAUCGAAGGAAGUCAGAUCUUCCCAGCCACGCACAAACCAGAAGGAAGCACCUUGUUCCAACAAGCAGACCAGCUAUGCAAGGAACUUGACUGUGCUAGUGGUGGAUCGCAGACCGGUACUUCAACAGGUCCACUUGACUGGUAG